Messenger RNA from Balaenoptera ricei (Rice's whale), 469 nucleotides. RefSeq names its product non-histone chromosomal protein HMG-14-like. NCBI's taxonomy places the organism in Eukaryota, Metazoa, Chordata, Mammalia, Artiodactyla, Balaenopteridae. The record is from RefSeq and is a predicted model, not a curated record. The coding region runs from base 85 to 417 and encodes 110 amino acids. Gene Ontology annotation, biological process: chromatin organization. Gene Ontology annotation, molecular function: nucleosomal DNA binding. Gene Ontology annotation, cellular component: chromatin; nucleus. The transcript has a single exon.
AGGGGCGGCGGGAGGAGCGGCAGCGGCCAGGCAGCCCAGCUUCGCGAAGGCUCUCAGGCGCGCCGCAGCCCGCAGGCACCCGGCAUGUACCCGGCACGCGCCCGCCCCGCCGUCACGAUGCCCAAGAGGAAGGUCAGCUCUGCCGAGGGGGCGGCGAAGGAGGAGCCCAAGAGGAGAUUGGCGAGGUUGUCAGCUAAACCGACUCCUGCAAAAGUGGAAAUGAAGCCAAAAAAGGCGGCAGGAAAGGAUAAAUCUUCAGACAAAAAAGUGCAAACAAAAGGGAAAAGGGGAGCAAAGGGAAAACAGGCUGAAGUGGCUGACCAAGAGACUAAAGAAGACUUACGUGCAGAAAAUGAAGAAACUAAAAACGAGGAGAGCCCAGCUUCUGAUGAAGCAGGAGAGAAAGAGGCCGUCUGAUUAAGAUCAGACACCUGGUCCUGUCAGUGGUCCCUGUCUCCCUUCUUGUACA